Fonsecaea erecta is the source of this 1110-nucleotide messenger RNA. RefSeq lists its product as hypothetical. NCBI's taxonomy places the organism in Eukaryota, Fungi, Ascomycota, Eurotiomycetes, Chaetothyriales, Herpotrichiellaceae. The transcript has a single exon. Bases 1 to 1110 code for a protein of 369 amino acids. The record is from RefSeq and is a predicted model, not a curated record.
AUGUCCAACUUCGACGUCAACGCCAUUCUGCGCGGGGCCCAGCUCACCUUUGUGGGCGCUCACCGUGCGCUGCAAAACCCAGAGCUGUUCACCACGGCACACUACCGACAGGCCGCGAUUGCCGUCUGCGCAGGGCUGGCCAUUCGGAUCAUCCUCAACAUCCCCAUCUACAUUGUCAAGAUCCUCCUCUGGAUCAUCGGGGCCUUCGUCAACCUCGAUCACGAGACCUGGGACGACAAGGUCAUCUCGGGCCUGGACUUCGUGUCGCGAUCCGUGCUCCAGAUCCCCUUCUUCCUAAUGAUGGUCAUGGGCUCCGUCACCCCGACGCUCGACAACCUCUUCAUGGAGUCGCUGAAGUGGGUCGACACCACGUAUGUGCAGAAGCACAAGUCCGAUGACCCGGCCACGCUGCGGGGGAUGUACUACCCGACGCUCAAGAUGUACUCGACGCACGGUGAGAAGGAGAAGAAAGAGCAGCGCUCCUUUGUGGACGGGGUCGUCAUUUUCCUGACAAAAUACGGUCGACGCGCCGCCAUCUCCCUGGCCAUCUACGCGCUUACCUUUGUCCCCGGGAUCGGGCCCUUCGUGCUCCCUGCGGCCUCGUUCUACACGUUCAACAAAGCCGUCGGCCCCGUGCCCGCCGGCAUCGUCUUCGCGUCCGGCCUCGUCAUCCCCAAACACUACAUGGUCCAGUUCCUGCAGACGUACUUCUCGAGCCGCAGCCUCAUGUCGCGCCUGCUGGAGCCCUACUUCCAGCGCAUCCGCUUCACCCGGCAGCAGAAGAAGAUCUGGUUCAUCGACCGCAGCGGCGUCCUAUUCGGCUUCUCCGUCGCCUUCACCGUCAUGGUCAAAGUGCCCCUGAUCGGCGUGCUGAUCUACGGCAUUGCCGAGGCCAGCACCGCCUAUCUCAUCACCAAGGUCACCGAGCCGCCGCCACCGCCUGGACCGGCCAGCCAGGAGUACAUCGAGAGCGAGGUGCGCUGGAAAAACAAGCAUCUGUUCUUGAAUCUGCCCCUGGACCGGCUGGACGAGUUCAACGCGAUGUUGACCGGUGCCGAGAAGGUGGGGAGGGCGGAGAGCCCAGAAGUUCCCAGGAGGAAGUUUACAUGA